AGAAGUUAUUUUCGCCUAGAUCAUCGAACUGCGUGGACGACGACCACGCAAUCAGAACUGGAUUUGGGUACCAAUAUCUUUUUAUAAUAUUGCUUGGCAACGAUCCUAUCUAAGAAUAAAACACAGCCACGUCAGUGUGAAUUUAGCCACUACAAAAAGCAUUCCUGUGGGUUGUCCUAAAUGUUAGGAAGGCUCUUGGAGAGGGCUGCAGAAAGCAACCGGAAGUGAUCACCGCAGCAUCUCAUAACGUGUAAUCGCCGGUGGCGGAGUCCAGUGUCGCUCUGUUUGUUCACGUUAAAUCGUGAAAGUUUAACAAUGCAAGGCUUAGCUGCGACACAACUAGUAGUUAGUCUGAAUGCGAGCGGACAUAGCUGCGAACAAAGGCGUUGGUUUGCACAAGAAGCGCCAUCCCUCUAGCGUUACCUGUUUGGUGGGAUUGUUUUAGUCAUGGACGGUGCGGGACAGCGCGUCGCACACUUGGACGCCAAACAUAUCGAUACAAGGUCCGAGUUAUAGUUUAUUCAUGUCAUUAGUUUGGAAUGCCAAAAAUACUGUCCGCAACCUGGGUGAAGCAGAAUGUCACCGCGAUUGGAUUUAAUUGGACACACUGAGCGUCGGCUGAACUGAGGCGCUGUUGUUGGUGCAGAUUACGCGCUGCGACUUUUCAGUGGGAAUAACAAUUUCAAGGCGAUAAGCGACCGUGCGACACAUCCGAUGGACUAUCGGAAGAAGAAGAGGUUGACUUACUUCACCAUUGGACUCAUCUUCCUCUUCAGUGGCAUUGAGUAUGCCGUGAUAUUACCCACGAUAUGGAAGUACCUGCAGACACUGGAUGCGGCCCCCUACUUCCUGGGUCUGGCCCUAUCAGCGUUCAGCCUGAGCGGCCUGCUCUCUGGGCCCUUGUUUGGCCACCUGUCCGACAAGACGCGGACCACCAAGAAGAUCAUCCUGUUCGCCAAUUGCUUCGAGAUUAUUGGUAACUUCAUGUACUUCAUGGGCUUCUCCAAGUGGCUUCUGCUGGCAAGCCGUCUGGUGGCAGGGGUCGGCACGGGGGCCGGGUCGGCCAUCUUUGGUUUCCUCAGCAGAAGCACCGCUCCAGAGGACCGCGCCUCAGUGUUCGCCGCCGCCAUGGCAUGUCGGCAAGCGGGCCUUCUCAUUGGUCCUGCCUUCAACCUGUUCCUGCGGUUGUGUGACUUCAAAAUCGGUCCCUUCGUGGUCAAUAAAUUCACUGCACCUGGGCUCUUCAUGUGCCUGAUGUGGAUCCUGCUCCAGCUGGCCGUGGUCUUCAUGUACUGGGACCUCCCGCCCCAAGAGAAGGGGGGGCCCGCGAAGGGCGUGGCGAGCGGCGCCCGGGAGGACGUGGAAGGCGAGACGCGGCGGGGGCGGGGACCGUCGUUGCCGGGGCAACCGGAAGAGGGGUCCCAGGAGGAGGAGGAGGAGGAGGAGACGGACGAGAGCAAGCCGCUGAUGACGUCCAAUGAGCUGCAGGGGUCGUACGGAGCGGUGGUCACCCCCGACCCGGCCGGGGGCCCCGUUACCAACGGCGACCUCGCUCGCCCGUCCGAGUCCCCGGAGCCGGAGGAGUCGGCCGGACCCUUCUCGAGGUUCAACCUCAGCAGAGAGUUUCUGAGGGAAGAGGUGAUCGUUCUGCUGGCUGCUCAGUUCAUCACUCUAUUCAAUCAGACAGCACUGGAGACCAUGGUCACCCCGCUGACCCAGAAGUACUUUGACUUCGGCGAGCUGGAGAACAGCGUGAUGUACUGCGUGUGUGGCGUGGAGGUGAUCGCCGGCUUCCUGUUUGUGCACUGGCUGAGCCGGCGCGCCAAGGAGCGAGUGGUGCUAGCCGUGGGCCUGGCCAUCUGCAACAUCAGCUCCGUCUGGUGCCUCAUCUUCCUGGCCAACCCCAUCGGUGAUUUCCCCUAUCAGCUGACGGAGUUUAUCAUCGGCGUGUUCCUGCAGGUCCUGGGCUUGCCCUUCGUUGCAGUGGCCCAAGUGUCUCUCUUCUCCAAAGUCACGUCUGAAAAAACACAAGGUUUCAGCCAGGGGGUCCGGCGCUCAGUGGGGGGUCUAGCCACCAUCCUGGGGCCCCUUUGGGCCGGGGGUCUCACUGAGAACAUGUACAUCAUGCUUGGUGUCAUCAUGGCUCUGUUGCUGCUGCUGACGAUCAUGAUGGGGUUCUCCUAUGACCGGCUGGUGCAUCCCGCUGCUACUGAGCAUGCUGAAGAUAACAGUGACGAGCAUGAAUAAACCUGCUGUUGGGAGCCACCAGGUUCUGAGGCUUCUGUGGGCGUAGCGCUGAGCGAUCGCACGUCCCCCAGCUAGCCGGCCGCAGCCCCCUGGAAGCCUGUCCCUAGCAACACCAGUGAUGUGUUUAUAUUUCCCAUGGAAAUAUACAGCCCCUAGCAGGCGCCGCCCGCAAUCUGCAAAUUAGGUAUCUCUCCCCCCCCCCACACUCCUACAUUAGGUUUUUUGUGUGCGUGUUACAGAACUAUUCUGAUGACAUGAUUCAAAAUGCCGGUCCGUCAAUUGUUAGGUCAGCUCCAUGUUUACUUGUCGCUUAUAUAAACCAGGAUAAAUGUUACAAGAUCGAUGUGCCGAGACUUUCCAUUCCAUAAACCUUGUGAAUUCUCCAGUUUGACAAUCUAAAAUAUGCACGCACUGAAGAGGCUUCGCUCUAGGUGGGUCGUGGUGGAGCAGUAUCGCCAUUCGAUCAAAGGGCCGAACUGACAAGUUCCAACUACUAUUUAUUAUUCUAUAUUAUAAUAUUUGCUUCAUAGCUAGGGUAGGACGUUUGGUGAAACUAAUCAUUCAGCCAAAUUGGACGUGCUUAUAACUGCGACAGCCACAAACAAUGUCUUUUUUUCAGACCAUUUGGUUUAUUGAUUAAUGUUUACAGAUUUUCAACAAAUAUGACAAAAAAAACAUUUCAAAUAAAUGGCCUAGUUUAGCUGUUGCAUGGGGCUGUCGUCUGUGGGUGAGAUCAAUACCUUGAAUAAACACUACUUGUGUGAUCGUUGCUGUGAAGGUUCUCAAUAAUGCUGUUCUAGUCCUGAACACUAGGGGGUGUCCUUGCUCUUCUUUAAACAGACUGCAACGUAACGCGCAGACUGUUGGGUUGUCAAGACUUCUUUGGUGAAAGCAGCAUUCUUCUAAUAAUUGGAAAAAAAUGACCACCGAUAAAUUUGUGGUUGGAAGUGACUCAUUUCCACCGGUUGUAAUUCAAAGAGACAGAGGCAUUUAAUCAAAACAUUUGUAAGUCUACCUCCAUAUGUCCUGUGCACAUGUUUCAUUUUCUCAUUGUUUUCAUUAUGUUACUAUUUUAUUAUUUAUUUUGAGAUUCGUAAAUGGUUUAGUUCUGAAUAGUUAAGUACUAUUCCUGUCUUGCCAUUGCAUAACAUUGCAUUUGGUAUUUAUAAUUAUUUUGUAUUCAAACUGCCAAUACAUUUUGUCCUGUUACUCCCCUGUUUGUAUUGAAUAUACAUAGAAAAAAAUAAAAUUAAAGCAAUAACCGUCAUA
Molecule: messenger RNA, 3516 nt
Organism: Gadus macrocephalus (Pacific cod)
Lineage: Eukaryota; Metazoa; Chordata; Actinopteri; Gadiformes; Gadidae
Gene: mfsd8l1
Product: major facilitator superfamily domain containing 8-like 1
Exons: 12
Coding region: 715-2247 (510 amino acids)
Biological process (GO): transmembrane transport
Molecular function (GO): transmembrane transporter activity
Source: RefSeq, a predicted model, not a curated record